Messenger RNA from Sclerotinia borealis F-4128, 750 nucleotides. Lineage: Eukaryota; Fungi; Ascomycota; Leotiomycetes; Helotiales; Sclerotiniaceae. The record is from the annotation of a GenBank genome assembly.
AUGCAUGAGCUUUUCCUUUCAGCAUCGGUGGAUAGCGAAGAUGUCUCCCGUGCUCUGCGUUUACUGCAAGGCUAUUGUGGUAUGAUCCCACAGCACUUUAUUCGACGACGGUUAGUAUUCGAAGGUCCUCGAAGCCGGAACAAUCUGAAAGGUCUUGAUCCCUCCUUUCUCAAACAGCAAUCGCCAAACAAACAGUUUUGGUGGAAGAACCUUAAUGAUCAGCUGAUUCGACAAUCGUAUGUUCUCACUCUUAUAUAUGAUGUUGAUAGGAGUCAAUUUGGUCAGCCAGAAAAGCAGGUUGGUAGUGAAGAAGGUAAACUGGGUCUUUUACCAUGUGAUGAGGUUCCAGGUACAUUACGUUGGACCGAUCUCCCCGAUCCAGCAAAUGCUGCGAUUGUGAAUAGUAGAGUGUUCAUUGCGAUUGAGAAUGAAAGGUCACUAUGUAAACUCCUGCAAGCAAGCAGUCACCGUCGAUACUUUGAAAUACCUCCCGAAUUCCAAGAAGUUGAUGGCAACUCACGGCCCAAGGUCAAUACCAGGUUGCCUCCCUUUGAAUUAUUGGAGCCGUUUGAUACUGAAGACAAAUGGAUCUUAACUGCUAGCGUGGAGGUCCAAAACGGAAAUGAUCCUGAUCAUAUGAAGAGUGCAAUGGCAGAGUUAUCGGGAGCCCAAGAAGAGUUUAGAGGAUGUUUUGCAUUGAAAGCAGCAGAUAGGCAUACCUUUGACACCAAGGUAAAAGCUCAGUCGUGA